Molecule: messenger RNA, 732 nt
Organism: Fraxinus pennsylvanica
Lineage: Eukaryota; Viridiplantae; Streptophyta; Magnoliopsida; Lamiales; Oleaceae
Source: the annotation of a GenBank genome assembly
AUGGCGGCUCUGGCAGUGGAGGGUGCAGCUGUAACGGCGCUUCGGGCGGUAUUUCAUCGAGUCCGGCAGGCGGCAGAGAGGUCCGGCCGUUCGUCCAGCGACGUGAGGGUGGUGGCCGUCGGCAAGACCAAACCCGUCUCCCUCAUCCAACAAAUCUAUGACGCAGGUCACCGGUGCUUUGGUGAAAAUUAUGUCCAAGAAAUUGUUGAAAAAGCCCCUCAGCUGCCGGAGGACAUUGCUUGGCAUUUUAUCGGGCAUUUGCAAAGCAAUAAAGUGAAAACUCUAUUGACUGCUGUCCCAAAUUUAGAUAUGGUUGAGGGCGUGGACAAUGAGAAGCUUGCUAGUCAUCUGGACCGUGCAGUUUCAAGCUUCGGGAGGCAUCCUUUGAAGGUCUUGGUUCAAGUUAAUACCAGUGGAGAAGAAUCAAAAUCUGGUGUAAAUCCUACAGAUUGUGUAGAUCUUGUAAAGCAUGUCAAGCUGGGUUGCCCAAAUCUUGAGUUCUCUGGCUUAAUGACAAUAGGGAUGCCCGACUACACGUCAACUCCUGAGAACUUCAAGACUCUAUUAGACUGUAGAGCCAAGGUAUGCGAGGUGCUUGGCAUGGCAGAAUCCCAAUGUGAAUUAUCAAUGGGCAUGUCUGGUGACUUUGAGCAAGCGAUUGAAAUGGGCAGUACCAAUGUGAGAAUUGGAUCGACUAUAUUUGGACCCAGGGAAUAUCCGAAGAAGAAAUGA